AAAAAAAUUUUUUUAAAAAAAAAAUGGCUGCUCCGUACAAAAAAUUAUCAAUAAGAAAAUUUGCAAAACCUGUUGAUAGCAAUACAAAUGAGUCAAGAUACUGGAAAGGAUUUAAGACAAAAGUAAAAUUGAAAGAAAUUGCGUCCGUAACUUCAAUUUGUUUCUCUCCUCUCGCACCAUAUAAUUUCGCCGUAACGUCAUCCACACAUGUUCAAGUUUAUUCUUCGAAAAAUUAUCAAGUAACGAAGUCAAUAUCAAGGUUUAAUGACAUCGCAUAUAGCGGGAAUAUUCGAAAUGAUAGUAAACUUCUUGUCGCUGGAGACGCUACUGGGUUGAUUCAGAUUUUCGAUAUUAAUAGCAGAGCAAUAUUAAGAACAAUGAAAGGACAUAAACUUCCUGUGCAGAUAACUAAAUUUGCCCCUGUGAAAACACAAAUUCUCUCUUGUUCAGAUGAUAAAACUGUUAAAAUUUGGGAUAUAUCCGGACAAGAACCGGUAUCAGUUCUUGAAGGACACCAGGAUUAUGUACGAGCUGGUUUGAUAAGCAACGAUAAUCCUCAUUUAGUAUUAUCUGGUUCUUAUGAUCAAACAGUAAAACUUUGGGAUUUGCGCACAAAUACUUGUACUAUGACUUUGACUCAUGAAAUGCCUGUGGAAGAAGUUUUAAUAUUUCCUAGUGGUGGAACAGUAAUUUCAGCAGGUGGACCAAUUAUAAAGGUCUGGGAUAUUAAUGGUGGAAGUCGAGUUGUUCAUUCCAUAUCAAACCAUCAAAAAACGGUUACUUCGAUGUGCUUUAAUUCAAUACAUUCUCGACUUCUUACUGGAUCUUUAGAUCACCACGUUAAAGUUUAUGAUACUAAAAAUUUUGAAGUUGUGCAUGAUUUAACAUAUUCCGAUCCAAUUUUAAGCCUUGCAAUUUCACCUGAUGAAACACACAUUGUAGCCGGGAUGACAUCUGGUUCUUUAACUGUACGAAUCCGAAACGUAAAAACUGCGUCAAACCAUGAAAAAAAACAACCAAAACCGGGCACUUAUCAAUACUUUAUCCGUGGGUUUAAUCACAGUGGAAAUAAGGACGAUCAUGUAAUAGAAGCAAAGCGAAAGGAAAGAUUAGCAAAGUAUGAUAAAUACUUGAAGAACUUUCAAUAUUCGAACGCACUCGAUGCUGUGUUAAGACCCAAUACACUUCCAGUUUUAACGGUUUCGUUAAUUCAAGAGCUCAUACUUCGCGAUGCUUUAGCAAUAGCAAUCGCCGGACGAGAUGAAACCUCCUUGGCACCUUUAAUCAAAUUUGUGAAUACUUGGAUUACUGAUCCAAAAUAUACAAGUCUCAUGAUUGAUGUUUCGCAAGUUAUAUUAGGACUGUAUUCCCCGGUAAUUGGGCAAUCUUCGGAAAUAACAAAGCUUAUAAAUAUCUUGCAUCAAAAAGUAAAGAAUGAAAUCUCAUUACAAAAAGAGAUUGCGAAAGUAAUAGGUUCUGUAGAAAUGAUAUUUGCUGGUGGUGCAUUAAGAAAUAAAACAAAUCAUCAAAUAACCAAAAAAUAAAUUGACUUUUUAAGUUUACAAAAACAACGAAGAGUUCGGCGAGCAUUGAAUUACGUAAUUGGUGUGAAAAAAAAUAUCGUUAGCGAUCAUAAAUGGUGAUUUGCAAUCCCUGCGCAGCUGAUUAGUAAAGUUGUCGUCUUAUUUUCAUGCCGUUGUAUUUUUUUCACAUUUAAUGUUAUUAACUAUGUGAAUCCGAAUUUGAAAAACGAAUUCAUUAUAAAUAAAUAGAAGAUUGGAUAGAUUCAUGUAAAUUAGUAUCUAUAUUCAUAUUUAGUCGAGCCUUCUGAAAAUAAGUUAUAUAUUAAUCAUUAUUAACGGACAUCAGAUAUGAUAAUCGGGCUAUUAAAUUGAAAUAG
This is a messenger RNA of Rhizophagus irregularis DAOM 181602=DAOM 197198, 1900 nucleotides long. RefSeq lists its product as uncharacterized. Gene Ontology annotation, biological process: positive regulation of transcription by RNA polymerase I; rRNA processing. The record is from RefSeq and is a predicted model, not a curated record. NCBI's taxonomy places the organism in Eukaryota, Fungi, Glomeromycota, Glomeromycetes, Glomerales, Glomeraceae. Gene Ontology annotation, cellular component: nucleolus. Gene Ontology annotation, molecular function: protein binding.